AUGGCAACUGGUGAUGAUAUCCCGACGUUUAAGCUUGUGCUUGUUGGUGAUGGCGGUACAGGCAAGACGACAUUUGUCAAGAGGCAUCUUACAGGAGAGUUUGAGAAGAAAUACGUUGCAACUUUGGGUGUGGAAGUUCAUCCACUGAUAUUUCACACAAACAGAGGUCAGAUUCGAUUUAAUGUUUGGGAUACAGCUGGACAAGAGAAAUUUGGCGGAUUGCGAGAUGGUUAUUACAUACAAGGUCAGUGCGCUAUAAUUAUGUUCGAUGUAACAGCACGUGUUACUUACAAAAACGUUCCAAACUGGCAUCGUGAUUUAGUGCGCGUGUGUGAAAAUAUCCCGAUAGUUUUAUGUGGGAAUAAGGUAGAUGUGAAAGACAGAAAAGUCAAAGCUAAGACGAUCACAUUCCACCGAAAGAAGAAUCUGCAGUACUACGAUAUCUCAGCGAAGAGCAAUUAUAAUUUCGAAAAACCUUUUCUAUGGCUGGCCCGAAAAUUGUUAGGCGAUCCAAAUCUAGAAUUUGUUGCAAUGCCUGCACUUGCUCCUCCUGAAGUGCAGAUGGAUCCAACAAUGGUUGCACAGUAUGAACAAGAAAUUGCUGCUGCUGCGAACGCUGAACUUCCAGACGAUGAUGAGGAUCUUUAA
Brugia malayi is the source of this 648-nucleotide messenger RNA. RefSeq lists its product as uncharacterized. Bases 1 to 648 code for a protein of 215 amino acids. Gene Ontology annotation, biological process: protein import into nucleus; ribosomal subunit export from nucleus. The transcript has 4 exons. Gene Ontology annotation, molecular function: GTPase activity; GTP binding. The record is from RefSeq and is a predicted model, not a curated record. Gene Ontology annotation, cellular component: nucleus; cytoplasm. NCBI's taxonomy places the organism in Eukaryota, Metazoa, Nematoda, Chromadorea, Rhabditida, Onchocercidae.